Molecule: messenger RNA, 1401 nt
Organism: Boleophthalmus pectinirostris (great blue-spotted mudskipper)
Lineage: Eukaryota; Metazoa; Chordata; Actinopteri; Gobiiformes; Gobiidae
Gene: tlcd3ba
Product: TLC domain containing 3Ba
Exons: 8
Coding region: 1-1401 (466 amino acids)
Biological process (GO): lipid homeostasis; ceramide biosynthetic process
Cellular component (GO): membrane; endoplasmic reticulum
Molecular function (GO): sphingosine N-acyltransferase activity
Source: RefSeq, a predicted model, not a curated record
AUGAUCCCGUCUCCCGACUCUUUGGUGCGGACGCGGCGGGUCGGCGGGUCGGCGGGUCGGCGGGUCGGUUCUUCAGGACCCAAACGUUUUUUCGCCAAGACUGAGAGACACAAAGGCCAAAACCACAGACCCCAGAGACGAAAAACACUCAGACAGACAGACGGGCCUCUGGAGCAACACCAAAAUGUGUCAAAUAUCAAACUGUUUCUGUCAAGAGACCAGAGUCUGGACCGGAGUCUGGACCGGAGUCUGGACCGGAGUCUGGACCGGAGUCUGGACCGGAGUCUGGGCCGGAGUCUGGGCCGGAGUCUGGACCGGAGUCUGGACCGGAGUCUGGACCGGAGUCUGGGCCGGAGUCUGGGCCGGAGUCUGGGCCGGAGUCUGGGCCGGAGUCUGGGCCGGAGUCUGGGCCGGAGUCUGGGCCGGAGUCUGGGCCGGAGUCUGGGAUCUGGACUAAUGCUCGGGGGUGCAGGUGCAGCGGCAGUGGCAGGUGUAGUGGCUGGUGCGGCGGCAGGUGCGGCGGCAGGUGCAGUGGCAGGUGCAGGGCCAGGUGCGCUGCUCGUGGGAGGUUCCGUGUUUUUUCCUGGAGUUUUGUUUCUCUCCAAACGCCUCAUCAAACACUUCCUGGUCUGCAGCGAAUCAGACGCCGUCAUCGCAGCCACACGGUUUGUUUCUUCUCUUCAGUCGGUUCUUGCGUCCUCUGCUGGAUUCAUCAUCGUCUCCUCGUGCAACGACCUCGUCCACGACAGACACUGGUUGGCCGAGUCGUACGUUUUCUUCGCCGCGCCGUACUUCCUGUAUGACAUCAUCGCCAUGUUCCUGUGUUACCGCCACAGACUCAGGGUCAAAGGUCAGGGGGCGGGGCCCGUGAGCAGCGAUCUGAUUGGCUUCCUCCGAAAAGAGGCGUUACUCAUCCUUCAUCACCUGUUCAUGGUCCUGUUCUGCUUCCCCGCCUCCACGGUCUUUCGUGGAGGGAGAGGAGAUUAUUUCCAGGGGCUUCUGUUGCUGCCAGAGUUCAGUACACCGUUCCUCUGCGCCGGGAAAGUCCUGCUCCAGUUUCAUCUUCAGGACUCAGUUUUAUAUAAAGUUGUUGGGCUCCUGACGCUCGCCGCCUUUUUCUGCUGCAGAGUCCUGCUCUUCCCCUAUUUAUACUACAGCUACAGCAGUUUUUCGGGCGUGUCGUUGUUGUCUGUGUUCUCCAGCGCCCCCUGGCAGUGUAACGUGGGCGCGGCGCUGCUCUGGCCUCUGCAGCUGCACUGGUUCAGACUCCUGUGCCGAGCUGCGGGGCGCUCCCUGACCGGCGGGGGGCGCUCCCUGACCGGCGGGGGGCGCUCCCUGACCGGCGGGGGGCGCUCCCUGACCGGCGGGGGGCGCUCCCUGACCGGCGGGGGCGCUCCCUGA